Aspergillus versicolor CBS 583.65 is the source of this 1257-nucleotide messenger RNA. Its product is annotated as M24 family metallopeptidase. The transcript has a single exon. NCBI's taxonomy places the organism in Eukaryota, Fungi, Ascomycota, Eurotiomycetes, Eurotiales, Aspergillaceae. Bases 1 to 1257 code for a protein of 418 amino acids. The record is from RefSeq and is a predicted model, not a curated record.
AUGGCGACAUUUGACUGGCAUGCCGAAAGAACCGAUCUCUCAAAUAUAGCACUUUUAGACCGGGCUCCCGAGAGCGAGGGAAUCGAUCUGAAAGCGGUGCGUCUCUAUAGACUGGGACGUGUGCGCGAACAAAUGGCCAGAUAUGGCAUCGAUGCUGUCAUCCUCUCAGACCCAAUCAAUAUUCGCUACACUACCGGGAGUCGAAACAUGCAGGUGUUUAGCAUGCGCAAUGCGCCAUCACGAUACUUGCUUUUGACUACAAAGCGCUCGAUUCUGUUUGAGUUUACAGGAUGUCUGCAUUUGAGUCAAGGAUAUGAGACGAUUGAUGAAGUGCGCCUGGCUAAAACCGCGAGUUUUGUUGCGGCAGGUCCUAACAUCGAGAAGAAGGAAAUGGCAUGGGCAGAGGAGAUGGGAGAAUUGAUCACAUCACUGGUUGGCAAGUCUGCGACAGUUGGAUUGGAACGACUCAAUGCCAAUGCGGCUAUCGCAUUGAAGGAUCUUGGCUUCACGAUUGUUGACGCUCAGCGGCCUGUCGAAAUGGCCAGGGCGAUCAAGUCAGCCGAAGAGGUCAAGUGUAUUGUGGCAUCACUACGGGCGACUGAAACUGCCGUUGGUGUUCUAAGAGACACAAUUCGACCGGGAAUCACCGAGAACGCGCUAUGGUCAGUUUUACAUCAGUCAAUCAUUGCUCAGAAUGGCGACUAUUGUGAGACGCGACUUUUGAGUGCAGGCAGACGGACCAACCCCUGGUUCCAAGAAGCAGCAAGCUAUGUUAUCGGCAAGAAUGAGCUUAUUGGCCUUGACACAGACGUCGUUGGGUGCCAUGGCUACUAUUCGGAUUUCUCACGAACGUUUCAUGCAGGGCCUGAUUAUCCUUCUGAGAAGCAACGAACGCUCUACAAGGUUGCCUAUGAGCAAGUGACUCACAACAUGAGUAUUCUACGCCCCGGUCUUAGCUUUCGUGAAUACGCGGAACUCGCGUGGGAUAUCCCGGAAAAGUACUAUGACAAUCGGUAUUAUCUCUCGGCGCAUGGUUGCGGAAUGACAGGAGAAUACCCAUACCUAUAUCACCGCGGUGACUUUCCUGAUGCGGGUUAUGAUGGUAUUAUUGAAGCUGGAAUGGUAAUAUGUGUUGAGAGCUAUAUUGGCGAGAAGGGGGGAACGGAGGGGGUAAAGCUUGAGCAGCAGGUUUUAAUUACUGAUACUGGCAUUGAAGUCUUAUCAAAGUUUCCAUUCGAAGAGAAUAUGUUACAUUAG